GCUCCGCCCCGGCCAGGCGAGUCAAGGCAGGGCUGGCUCCCAUGGUGAGGAGGAGGAGCAGGAGCCGCGAUUGGGAGCCGCCGGCGCGCCCCGUCUGGCCGGGAGGCGGCAGCAGUAGCAGGAGGAGGAGCAGCGGAGGCGCGGAACUGGAGCGGCUGCCCGCGAACAUGGCGGCGGCGGAGCAGCAGCAGCCCUUGGUGGAAGGCUCCGCCGGCGUCGGCGGCUCAUCUCCCGGCUCCGUGCCGGUGCUGUUCUGCUUCUCGGUGUUCGCCAGGCCUUCGACGGUGCCGCACGGCUCGGGCUACGAGGUGCUGAUCCAGAAGUUCCUGAGCCUCUACGGCGACCAGCUGGACAUGCACCGCAAGUUCGUGGUGCAGCUGUUCUCCGACGAGUGGAGCCAGUACAUCGACCUGCCCAAGGGGUUCCUGGUGGGCGAGCGGUGCAAAGUGCGCCUCGUGCCGCUGCAGAUACAGUUAACUACAUUGGGCAACCUCACACCUUCAAGCACUGUGUUUUUCUGUUGUGAUAUGCAAGAGAGAUUUAGACCUGCUAUCAAGUAUUUUGGAGAUAUCAUCAGUGUAGGCCAACGAUUACUUCAAGGUGCACGGAUUUUAGGAAUCCCAGUUAUUGUAACGGAACAGUAUCCUAAAGGUCUUGGAAGCACAGUGCAAGAAAUAGAUUUAACUGCAGCUAAACUUGUCUUACCAAAAACAAAGUUUUCUAUGGUAUUACCUGAAGUUGAGUCUGCAAUAGCAGAGAUUCCUGGAGUUCGCAGUGUUGUUUUAUUUGGGGUAGAAACUCAUGUCUGCAUCCAACAGACAGCUCUGGAAUUGGUAGGCAGAGGUCUCGAAGUUCACAUUGUGGCUGAUGCAACGUCUUCAAGAAGUAUGAUGGACAGAAUGUUUGCCCUAGAGCGUCUUGCACGCACUGGGAUUAUCGUUACCACUAGUGAAGCUAUAUUGCUGCAGCUAAUAGCUGACAAAGACCACCCAAAAUUCAAAGAAAUCCAGAACCUCAUUAAGGCAAGUGCUCCAGAGUCAGGGCUCCUCUCCAAAGUGUAAAAGACGACAUUCUUGAAAGACCAUUUGGUAACAGAGAGUCAAAGAUGUAAACUUUCUCACUCGCGUACACACACACAGACACACACAGACACAUCACCUGCAAAUUGAUGUAAUUGUGCUUGCCUUAGCAGAAUUUGUUUGGUUAUGCUGUUCAGGUGCGAGUGUAUUCUGUUAGUCACAGUUGUUCCAAGGCUCUGGGUACCAUAGGAUCGUUUUUGUUGUCAAACAAACUUUUAAAACAGAGGUGCCUGUUUGUCUCUACUGUACCCACUGAUUGUAACACAGUUCAGAAAAGUGCAUAUUUUUGUGAAACCUCGAUUGUGCAAAUGUACUUUGGAAUUGUUUUAUUUUUUGUACUAAUAAUACAGUGACAUAGAUAAAUGUGAAACAUAACGUUUUGCCAUUCUACAAAUAGAAUCAUAUUUUAAAUAAAAUGAGAUAUAUAUACACUUUGGGUGGGUGGUUGAGUGGGGGAGGAAUGCUGCUUUAUAGUCAGAAGAAGAAGCUAAGGGAACAGGCAAUAUAGAUGUAAUACUUUAGAAGGUAGCUUAGCAAAGCUGAUUCUUGGUUAUCCAAGACUUUAUUACUAAAUGGUGUUACAAAGUCCUUUCUAACUGGAAAAAAGUCUGCAGGUUGAUGUUCACUUUAAAAUAAAGAGCAAUUCUGUCAGCUUGUUAAUGGGAAUAUGUGAGUGACAGAUGACACUGAAGUGAGUGACAUUAAUUCACUUGUAGACAGUUCAUAGUAAGAUGCUCAAUUUCCAAGUACUAAAAUAACUUUUUCUGGAUGCGUUGGGGGAUUUAUUUUUAAUCCCUGUAUGCCUAGAUUUAAUGAACUCCAUCUGGCAUUUGCAUUAGUUCAAGCAAGCUUGUGGGGUGGAAUCAGCUUCUUCAGUUUUAUGCCGUAUUCUGCAAUAUGGAUGCUAAAUAGGCUUUAAAAGGAGUCUGGUGUAAUAGUAUAUUUUGAAAAAGACAUCUAUAAUUUUAUAGCUGGAAGUAAAUUUGAAUAACAGUGCCCUUAAUACAGGCCAAUUAAUUCAUGUUAGAACUGAGUUCAAAUUGUUCUAGGAUUUGUAUCAAGUAUGUUUGUGGCUUUAUAGGAAUAUAUUUUGCAAUAUCACAGUACUAAUACUGUUGUGAUUUUUUUAAAAAACAAAAAACCAUGCAUUGAUGGAAAGUUCUUAAAUUUCCCACAAACAUUGACUUUUAAAAUAAUCGUGGUAUGUUCAAAUAAAUGCAAAUGUUUACUGUG
Messenger RNA from Lacerta agilis (Sand lizard), 2312 nucleotides. It is a transcript of the gene ISOC1, whose product is annotated as isochorismatase domain containing 1. The coding region runs from base 42 to 1061 and encodes 339 amino acids. The transcript has 5 exons. The record is from RefSeq and is a predicted model, not a curated record. Lineage: Eukaryota; Metazoa; Chordata; Lepidosauria; Squamata; Lacertidae. Gene Ontology annotation, cellular component: cytoplasm.